UCCAGCAGUCCAAGAUUCCGCCUCGAAUCAUAAGCAAUGUCUGGGAAGAAGCGCAUCUAUCUCUUAAACUGCGAUAAAACUUGCGAUCUUACCAUCGUUGACGCUUUGAUUCGAGCGAGUAGAAAUUGCGUGACCUUUCUUAUAGUGAGCAUUCUAGGAAUUGAAAAAAACGGCCCUAAGGUCAUUUUUAAGAACUCUUUUUGUGCAUCCAAACGAGUUUGAAGGAAGUUCAGUUCAUCCAGCAGUCGAAAUUUCCGCUUCGAGUCAUAAGCAAUGUCCGGGAAGAAGCGCAUCCAUCUCUUCAACUGCGAUAAAACUUGCGAUCUUACCAUCGUUGACGCUUUGAUUCAAUCCGUCCAAAAGAAAAUACUUUUCAAUUUCACGGUAUCGAGACAUUAUUUCAAUCUCCGUGAAAUGUCUCGAUUCUGCGACAAUACCAUUUCUAAACUUCGUUUUGAUUUCGCUUUCCUUUUGGUUAAUGCCGAAGAAUCUUGUCUAUUAUUCAAUGAAAGUACAGCGGAAAGCGGAUACACCAAAGUUUACAGAGCAUUGAUGGACGCUACUGAUGAGAAGGUCACUGUGGUUAUUGGUGGAGAUAGUCAUUACAAAAACCAAGCAGAGGGGGAUCAAAAUGUCUUGUCCCGCUGGGCACUUCGGAUUGUUAGCUCCCAGCUAAAGGAGGAGUGCCGUGAUGGAAGAAAAGGCUUUGUAUUUUCUUGGAAUGAAAAGCACCGAGCAAUCCAUGAGAAGGCACUGUUGCAUUUCCUUGAUCCGGAGAAAGCAGGAGUCAAAUUUGUUUGUCAGUCAGAGAGGUUAGCGAAACCGGAAGCAGCUGCUGUUGUUGAGAAGUCGUUUUCAGCACUUGACAUGGGAGCUGGCGAUGUUGUGGAUUCUGUGACCCAGGAAGACACAGAAGGCAUGGUGGAUUUCAUGGUUCUCUGUUGUGACCAAUCAGCCGCAACAGUUAUUAGCGAUAUGUACCCCUUGUCAGGCACGCGUGCUCCAGCAGACAUACAUGUUGGUAGUCCCGUAGAGCUGAAAUCUCAUCUGCUAGAGGGUACCUCAUUGUCUUUGUGUGCAAUUGGGCUGCAGGCGAGUGAUCUAAAAGAAAUUGCACUGUCAGACGAAUGGGGGGAAUCUGACUUUGGAGAUCUAUUGAGGACUGCUCAAAAAGCAGCUGACAGAGUGGUAGUCGUGGUAAUGUACUCAGACAGAACAGAAGUGACGUUACCAUUAUCACAAAGUGAAGAAGUCCAAGUAACUGAGAAAGUGGAGUUGUUAAUUGGUGAGAAAGGCCUUGUCCUUUGGUGGAGAGGCAAACCCCGUAAGGGAGAAUCAUCACCACAGGCAGGAACCCCUAACAAAACGCUCAUGUUGAAGACCUCCAUUCGCAAUGGUUUGAUCUCAUUCGAAGAACGGGAUGUGAUGGAAAGGAGAGAGGGCUAUACACCUCCUGAUGCCUUAGUCUCUGAUUUGGGCAGAAAAUACAGUAACGUUCCAAAGGCCAGUCUAGAGAUAUAUUGUGAAGAGAGUUCUGGAAGCGUCCACGCUGUUGUCAAAGAGCCACCAUUGUCUCUCGUGCUAAAGCACACAAGGAGCCAUCAGAAUUGAGAGACGAAAAUCGGAUAAAUACUCUCCAGAAAGACCAGAUAUAAUCCAAAAGCGUUUACUUAAGUUUACGCUUUCCAGUGUUCUGACAGUUUUGUGUGUAUCUAGCUUCAUUCAAUUUGCAGUUGCUGUGCCAUAUGAACAAGGAUACGGUCCUUUUUUUUCCAUAGCCGAGAAACAAAAUUGGGAACUAUGAUAA
Stylophora pistillata is the source of this 1807-nucleotide messenger RNA. RefSeq lists its product as uncharacterized. Lineage: Eukaryota; Metazoa; Cnidaria; Anthozoa; Scleractinia; Pocilloporidae. The record is from RefSeq and is a predicted model, not a curated record.